This is a messenger RNA of Humulus lupulus (European hop), 554 nucleotides long. RefSeq lists its product as uncharacterized. NCBI's taxonomy places the organism in Eukaryota, Viridiplantae, Streptophyta, Magnoliopsida, Rosales, Cannabaceae. The record is from RefSeq and is a predicted model, not a curated record. The transcript has a single exon. Bases 206 to 466 code for a protein of 86 amino acids.
AAGCUGCUGGUAAAACUGUCUCUAGUUUUUGCCUUAAGUCUUACCCCUUUACCAAACCUCAUCUCUAUCUCUCUAUAUAAGAACAACAUAAGUACUUAUUUAACUCAACUCAACACAACACAUCGCAACAAAACAAAUUACUCAUAAUUUUUUGUUCACUGAGAACUUUCCCACCUUUACAAAGAAAUAUUUCAAAGAAGGCAAUAUGAGUUCAACAAGCAGAGCCUGGAUUGCUGCAGCAAGUAUUGGAGUAGUGGAAGCUUUGAAAGACCAAGGUGUCUGUAGAUGGAAUUCUGCUUUGAGAUCCAUACAACAUCACACAAAGGCCAAUCUCAGAGCCUAUUCUCAGGCCAAGAAAAUCCCAGCUCAGUAUUCUAAUAACAAGUUCAAAGAUGAAAAAUGGAAGCAAUCUGAGGAAUCUCUUAGAACUGUCAUGUACUUGAGCUGUUGGGGUCCCAAUAACUGAGGCCCCUAUGAAUUUUUGUAAUAUAGUUUCCCAUUUUUAAGUGAAAUAUAUAUAUGUAUUUAAUUUAAUUGCUCUCUUUCCUUUCGAA